Messenger RNA from Trichosurus vulpecula (common brushtail), 2279 nucleotides. RefSeq names its product family with sequence similarity 220 member A (gene FAM220A). The coding region runs from base 823 to 2262 and encodes 479 amino acids. Gene Ontology annotation, molecular function: STAT family protein binding. Gene Ontology annotation, cellular component: nucleus. The record is from RefSeq and is a predicted model, not a curated record. Gene Ontology annotation, biological process: negative regulation of transcription by RNA polymerase II; protein dephosphorylation. The transcript has 6 exons. Lineage: Eukaryota; Metazoa; Chordata; Mammalia; Diprotodontia; Phalangeridae.
AGACACCUGGCAGAAGGUGGGGUAGGGGUGUCAAGCCGGGGCAGAAAGAAAGCAGACUGCGCAGGCACCGAAUUUCGCGGUCGAGCAUUAUGACGUAAUCAGGCGCCAGGACUUGGACCGGGACCGCGGCCCGUCCAAGACGUUGCGCGGGGCGUGACGCAGAGGUGUUCGCCUCCUCCUCCUCCUCCUCUUCCUCUUCCUCCUCCUCCCCCCGCCCCGUCUCCUCCUUCCCCCGCCCACCUCCUUCCCCCCUCCCCCUCACCCGCCCCCCCCCCCCGGGUCCUAGAUUGGGGCUUCCCGGCUAGGGGGCUGCCGCCGGGUGGAGAACCCCAGGGCGGAGUACCCCGGGGCGGAGCUGCAGCGCCGCCGAAGGAGGCAGCAGCUGCCGCGGCCGGAGACUCGAAGAGGAGGAGCCGCGGCGCCGGGCCCAGCCGCGGAGCCCUCGCACCCCACCCCGCAGCCCGGCGCCUGCCCUGCCCAGGGUCGCCCCCUCGCCCAGCUCCCUCCCCUUGGUCCCAGGGCAGCGGGCGAGCGGUCGCGGAGCAGGCGGCUGGGGGGUAUAUGGCGGCGGCCCUGUCCGCCCUUGCUCUCCGGCUCUCCCGAUCAGCCGCCGCCCGCUCCUAUGGAGUCUUCUGCAAGGGGCUGACCCGGACCCUGCUCAUCUUCUUCGACCUGGCUUGGCGGCUUCGCAUCAACUUUCCCUACCUCUACAUCGUGGCCUCCAUGAUGCUCAAUGUCCGGCUGCAGGUACAUAUUGAGAUCCACUGAAUAUAUUUGGCUGACUGUAACAAAGUACUAUUUCUGGGUUUACUGCUUCAUAACAUGGAAACUGUGAGAGACAGAAGAACUACUCUCGCCAGUCGCCUCAUUAACAUGAAAGGGGAAGAAGACAUUGAUUCCAACAAAGUAUUUUGUAAGGUUAAUAAAAGACAGCAGAAGGAGAUCCCUCAUCUAUCAGAUACAUGCUCCUGGUCAAAUAAACCUGGAGUUGAUUUCAACAGAAGUUUACACAAGGAGCUAUUCUCCUCUGAGAUGAAGAAUUAUUUGAGUAAGGCUGAUCCAUUGCCACAUAUUGGUAACAAAAUGCCUCCUUAUUUGAGAAAAUCAACAAGAAGAAAUUCAACUAGAGCAGCUGCUCAAAAAGAGUCAGUUAAUGUGGUUUUUCCUGCAAAAGAACAUUUUGCUAGGAUUUUCUCUGGUAUUAAUGAAGCAAUAGUGAGUGACUGGCUAGAAAGAGCUAUCUGUUCAAUUAAUGACCUCAGAGAGUGGUGUCACAUAGGGGAUAAUUUUGUACGGUUUGCAAAUUUCUGGCUGUCAGAACUACCAAACAAACAAAAAGCAAACUUGCUGCAAUUAGAAAUGGGGAUCUUUGAGGAUGAACUGCAAAGCGUGUUUUUUGAGGAAGUAGGCACUGAGUUAGAACUCUCUCAACUGCACUCCGUCCUUUCUGCAACACUGUGCGAAUACCCUGAAGUGCUUCUGAAUGAUGAAACAAAAUAUGUUUUCCUUGACUAUCUAAACCUCAUGUCUUCAGAGCAAACAAUAGAAUAUAAGAAAAUGCUUUCAAGUUUAAAAUGUACAACAAACAAUCUUCAGAUAGCACUGUGGUUGCUAGCUCUACGAGCAUUUGCAUUAGCAAACCUCUGGCAUGCAGUAGUUCAGUUUUAUAAGGCAGUGGUCAGUAGCCAGCCUCCUCCUGGACUACCUAGCAAGAGUUCUGUUUCUGCUACUAGAAAACAAAAAAGUGAACUGUUUAAAGAAAGAGCUUUUCAGUGCAUUCAGUUGGGAUACAUCGAUGUCUUACACUAUCUAAUAAAAAGCCAGCAGAUUGACCUUUAUGUUGUAGAUGAGAACAACCGAAAUAUGAUAUUUUUAUCCAUCAUAUAUAAUCAACCAAAGAUUCUGGAGUACUUUUUGGACAUGGAGCCUCCUAUUCCCAAUGUAAACCAAGCAGCAGAAAAUGGAAAUACUCCACUUCAUGCUGCAGUCAACAGUAGAAAGACAAAUAUCAUGUGUCUUCUUUUGCGUUUUGCUGAAAUUGAUGUCAAUGCCCCCAAUCACCAGUGUAAUGGAGCAACAGCUUUACAUCUUGCUAUCAUUUAUGGACAUCUGGAUAUUUGUUAUUUGUUGCUGAAAGCUGCUGCUGAUCCAGAAAUUCCAAUGGGAGAAUUGACACCUUUGCAACUUGCUCAGCAAAUGGGUAAUAAAGCUAUAGAAAGCCUAAUAAGGUUUCAUGUUAACAAAUUGAAAAAAGGAAAAUAAAACAUUUUCAAAACAGG